Molecule: messenger RNA, 8165 nt
Organism: Pipra filicauda (Wire-tailed manakin)
Lineage: Eukaryota; Metazoa; Chordata; Aves; Passeriformes; Pipridae
Gene: YLPM1
Product: YLP motif containing 1
Exons: 21
Coding region: 10-6570 (2186 amino acids)
Biological process (GO): regulation of telomere maintenance
Cellular component (GO): nucleus
Source: RefSeq, a predicted model, not a curated record
CGCUCCGCCAUGUACCCGGCCUGGGGCUUGUACGGGGCGGCCGGGCACUACCCGCCGCCCCCCACUUCCAUCCCGCCCCCGCCGCUGCCCAUCCCGCCCCCCAGCGUGCCGCCUCCCGCCGUGCCGCCGAUGCCGCUGCCCAGCUACCCGCCGCCGGGCCCCGCGCCCCCCGCCGCCGCGCCGCCGCCCGCCGGUUCCUCGGGGUUUUUGAGCCUGCAGGAGCAGCACCUGGCCCAGCUGCAGCAGCUCCAGCAGAUGCACCAGAAGCAGCUGCAGUCCGUGCUGCUGGGCCCGCCGCCGCCGCCCGGGCCGCCCCCUCCGGGGCUGCCGCCGCCGCCGCUGCCCGGCUCCUUCACCGACUGGCAGCAGCAGCCGCCGGUGCCGCCGGUGCCGCCGCCCGUCCGCAGCUAUCAGAAGCAGUUCGCCCACCGCGAGCCGCCGCCCCGCAAGCCGCCCGCCGCCGCCCGGGACCGGGAUGGGCAGGAGCCACUGGGCGGGCACGGCGACUGGGGCGAGCCGGUGCCCGCCGAGCCGGUGCCCAUGGACAUGGAGCUGUCCUCGCCGCCGCAGUCCCCGCAGCCCGCCGCCCAGCCUUACCUGCCCCCCGCCCAGCCCUACCUGCCGCCCCCCCAGGCCGAGCCCUACCUACCCCCCGCCCAGCCGCCCCCGACCCAGUCCCCGCCGCUCCAGCCCUACCUGCCCCGGGCGCAGCCCUCCCAGCCGCCCCCCUCCUUCUCCGAACCCCCGCCCUCCUACUUGGAGCCCCCGCCGGCCACCGCCUCACAGCCCUACCUGCCGCCUCCUGCCCAGGGAUACAUGGCACAUCCCCAGCCCUACCUGCUCUCCUCCCAGGCCUCUCCUUCCCAGUCCGCGCAGCCCGCCCUGGCCCCCUCCAUCCCUCCCCCGGCCAAACCCUCGCAGGCGCAUUUCCCACCGCCCCAGCCGUCCUUGCCCCCUCCCGCCGCUGCCCAGCCGGAGGCCGCGCAGGGUGCCUCCAAGGAGGGCGGUGGCACGGAGCAGCCAGACCCCUCCACCAUGACCCCCCAGGAACAGCAGCAAUACUGGUACCAGCAGCACCUGCUUAGCCUGCAGCAAAGGGCAAAAGCCCAUGCUCAGGGACAGCAGCAGAUGAAAAGUCCAGUACUGAAGGAUGCAUCUGAGCAGAGAGCAAAGUCUGAAGAAGGGAAAAUGGGUGCUUCAAAUCAGCAGUCUGAACCUCCUCCACUUAAUGAAUCCCUGCCUCCAGCUUCCAAAGAAGAUGAGUCUUCUCUUACAUCCACUGAAACUCAGCUCAAUAUUGAACCUCCUGAUGACCCUGAGGAAGAUUUGAGAUUGCAGCAAUUGCAAGCAGCAGCAGCUCAGUGGCAGCAGCACCCCCAUCACCGGGUUGGAUUUCAGUAUCAGAGAAUAAUGCAGAAGCAUGCUCAGCUGCAGCAGAUAGUACAGCAGUAUCAACAGGUCAUGCAGCAGCCUCCACACUUAGAGACAAUGUCAGUGGACAUGCAACUGCGGCAUUAUGAGGCACAGCAAAAACAAUUCCAGCAGCUUCAUAAAGAUUGGGAACGAUCAAUGAACCAACAGUGGCAGCAUCAGCUUCAAACCUACCCUCACAAAGAUCAGCUUCAGGAGUAUGAGAAACAGUGGAAAGCGUGGGAUGAACAGAUGAAGGUCACUCAGUCCCACCUGCAGGAGAAAGUGACCUCACUCCAAAAUCUGAAGAAUCAGUAUCCUGCAAAUGUUUCCCUGCCACCUCCAUUUAUUCCAUAUUCUCAAACUGGUCAAAGUGGCAUUCCUAUUAUGCCUCCAACUUUACCUUCAACUACACCUCCGCUGGUUCCCCCACCUCUCUCUUCUGUUUCUCAGUUGUCCAAUUCCUCUGUCCCUUCAGGAUCCAGUUCUCAAAGCAGUCAAUCUUCUGAGACACCAAGGCCAGCUCUGCUUCCCACCCCUGGUACCUAUGCAUCAAAAAUAGCUAGUUCAACUGUCUACUCACCUUAUCAUUCUCAAGCAAGUUCAUCCUUUAGCUCAUCAGACCACGGAAAGUCUCAAGUUCAUCUUAGUAAACAAGCUGUUUCAUCUGAGCAAGGAUGUGGGGAACUGAAAGGCACUUCUGCAGUGUCUUCAACACACACAUCUAUUGUGCAGGAUAAACCAGUGAGGUCAGGUGGAUUGCUUCCAGAUCCUCCUAGAUCAGCACGUUUUGAAGGCCCCAGAGGCCCUAGAUUUGAUGGAUGCCGAGGAAGAGGAUAUGACAAGUUUGAAGGCUCAAGACAGAGAGGACCUCGUUUUGACUCUCAGCGCUCAGAAGGAUACAGGUCACGUUUUGACAGGCAGAAUACAGAUGGACAGUCUUCAAGUAGAUGGGGGUCUAUCCCGCGAGGACCAGCAGGACAAUUUUAUACUUCGACAAAUGCAUCACAUGGACAUGGUUCCCGACCUAGUGGCCCACGGUGGAUGGGGCCCAGGCCUCACUUGGGACAGCAGCAGCAGCAGGCACAGACGGAGUCAGAGUCAGAAAACAAAGAACCUUUUACAGACACAACUGGUGAUCAGCAGACUGUAAGCAGAACACAGUCUACUCCCGAUACACAGACUGCAGGUCCCAUUGAGCCAAAUGAGGACCUGACAGACACUCAACAGGAACCAUCCAAACCUGAAGUCAAAGAAACUAUUUCAGACCCUCCUAAAAAGUGGACAUGGAGUUCACAUGAUCCUAACCAGCAAGUAGAAGAGUCAAAGGCACCUACUUCACCUGCUCAGAACCAGAAUACUGUAACACCUGUAACAGGAAAUGAGGAUUUGGAUUCACCAGAUGGCCAGUUGACUGCUUCAGAUAGCACCCAGGGCUUACCUGGACCAGAAAGCAGAGGGAAAGGGCCGUUUAUGCAUGAAGAUAGAGGCAAGGGACCAGUAAGCAGAGGAAGGGGCCGUGGCAGAGGGCAGGGGGAUGGCCGUGGCUGGGGAAUGGGCCGUGGCAGGGGCAUGGGAAGGAUGGAUGGUGGCCGGGGAAUGGGAAGGAUGGACAGUGGUUGGGGAAUGGGCAGGAUGGACGAUGGCUGUGGCAGAGGAUAUGUAUACAGAGGCAGAGGGCAGGCUAGGCAGGCAUCCAUCCGUGGCAGGGGAAUGUUCAGGAGAGCAGACAGCAGGGAGAGGAUGCCAGAUGGACAGUCAGGCAGCCGAGAGAGGAUGCCAGAUGGAAGGUCAGGCAGCCGAGAGAGGGGCCCGGGUGGACGGUCAGAUAGUCAUGAGAGGGUAUUCUCUAACCGAGACAGAGAACUAGCUGGACGGACAGGCAGCUGGGACAGGGGACGGGCAGGAAGCCGGGAGAGAGGCCCAGUCAGGCGGGCGUGUAGCCGGGAAAGAGAGCCCAUGCGGGGGGCAAGUAGCCGGGAAAGGGUCCCUGUCAGGCGUGCAGGUAGCCGGGAGAGAGUCCCCAUGAGGCGAGCAGGUAGCCGUGAGAGGGGCCUGGGCAGGCGGGCAGGUAGCCGUGAGAGGUGUCCUAUCAGGAGGGGAGGUAGCCAUGAGAGGGAAGCAGGAAGACCUGAAACAGGCAAUAUGGGUAAACCCCUUCACCUAGGAGAUGACCCUGAUGAAUUGCCUCCAUACCAUCGAGAUGAAACAUUCAGGGGUUCUUGGGGUCAUGAAGACGAUAGAAUGCAAGAAGAAUUUCCUUUAGAUAGUCAAGAUGACCCUUCUUUGGAGCAUGAGCAAUUGGAUGACUGGGAAAGAGAACAAUACUGGAGAGAUCACAACUCUGAUUAUCAGGAUGAUGCUGUAGAUGCAUAUGACAGAGAUGACAGGUUGCAAUCCCACCAUUCACUGCCUCCAUUGUCUCCUCUGCCACCACUACCUCCUUUAUCAUCUGAUCAUGACAGACGAGAUUCAUGGUGGGAUGACUGGAAAAGGCCAAGAGAAAGGGAACUAGAGAGAGAUCUAGAUAGAACUGGAAGAUCCUCAGAUAUUUAUGAUCAAGAUUUAGACAGAGAAUGGGAUAGAGACUGGGACAUGAGAGCUAUGCAUGACAGAGAAAUGGGUAAUUGUGACCUGGAUAUCCCUCCACUACCACCAUUACCACCUCUUCCACCUCUGGACAGGUAUCGUGAAGAUAGGUGGAGGGAGGAUAGGAACAGAGAUCAUUAUGACAGAGAUCUCCGAGACAGGGGGGAGCUUAGGAUUCGAGAGUAUCCAGAGAGAUACGACACAUGGCGAGAAAAGCAAGACUACCUUCCUGAAAGGACUGAUUGGGAGAGGGAACGGUUGUCGGAUAGGUGGUAUCCAGAUGAUGGAGAGAGACUGCGGUCUCUGGAUGACCACUCAGAUUCAUCCCUUCCUCCACCUUCACAUUCCUGUGAUAUGCUGGGAGCAGAUUCAAACCUGGACUCUGACCAGUCCUUGGGAGGAGUGAUGGUCCUUAGCCAAAGACAGCAUGAGAUAAUUCUGAAGGCUGCCCAGGAGCUCAAAAUGCUUCGAGAGCAAAAAGAACAGCUACAGAAGUUGAAGGAGUAUAAACCUGACAUUUCCACACAGGACCCUCCAAGAUCACAGAACACAAGCACAAGGCCGGGUGCCUUUCAGGUCUCUUCUCAGCUAUCUUCAGAGGCAUCAGUAGAAGCCCAAGCUAUUAAACCUUCUCCUGCUGUUAUUAUAAAGCCUCCCGUGUUGUUCAGACAGCCCACCCCUGUGACAAGACCAAGUGCCCCCCUGGCAAGGCCUACUACACCUAUGACAAGGCCACAUGCUCCAGUUUCUACUCCAACUACAACCCCAAGUCAUGGUCAGUCUUUAAAACCAUCACAUUCUGCUGUGGAACAGGAACGCUGGGAUGAGGAUUCUUUCCAUGGACUGUGGGACACAAAUGAGGAUAAAGGUGCAAAUAUGGAGUAUGAGUUACGUAAACAGGAGUCAAUGAUGCCUCCACCUGUUUCCUCGCCUGUGAAAAUACCUUCUGUCCACACCUCUGUUCCAUCAUCUGUACCAGUGUCCCUUUCUCCAGUUAUUCCACCAGUUCCUAAAGCACCUGUCAUUCAGCAAACUGUGGAUUAUGGCCACGGGCGAGAUAUAACUACCAGUAAAGUGGAACAGAUUCCAUAUGGGGAGAGGGUAACCCUUCGUCCAGAACCUCUACCGGAGAGGCAAACAUUUCAAAAAGAGCAUCCAGGUCGCUACAACAGAGAAAGAGAUCGUGAGCCUUAUUUUGAGCGUCAAGGUAAUUCCAACACAGAUCAUCGGGAUUUCAAGAGAGAGCGGGAAUUGCACAGAGACCGUGGUUCUGUGGACUAUGAACGAGAGAGAUUUGAAAAAGAGAGGCAUCCCAGAGAUGAUAGGGUUCUUCCUACUACACCUACAAGGACUCAGUCUUACCGUGACAAGAAAGACCAUCCAUCCUCCAGGCGAGGUGGUUUUGAAAGACCACCAUAUGAACGGAAGACAGAUCGCCCAGCAUAUGAUCAUGGGCCUUCCAUGUUUGGAGGUGAUCGUAGAAAUUACCCUGAGGAAAGGAUUCCUAUUUCUGCUCCAUCGAUACCCCGUCAGCCACCACCUGCUCCAAGAAUGGAAAGGAAGCCAGAAUCUAAAAAUGUAGAUGAUAUUUUAAAGCCACCAGGACGGGACAGCAGACCAGAGAGAAUUGUGAUCAUAAUGAGAGGGUUGCCUGGCAGCGGAAAGACACAUGUAGCAAAACUCAUCAGGGAUAAAGAAGUAGAGUGUGGAGGACCUGCACCAAGAGUGCUCAGCCUGGAUGACUAUUUUAUCACUGAAGUGGAGAAAGAAGAGAGAGACCCAGAUACAGGAAAAAAAGUUAAAAAGAAGGUGAUGGAGUAUGAAUAUGAAGCUGAUAUGGAAGAGACCUAUCGUACCAGCAUGUUUAAAACUUUCAAAAAGACCUUGGAUGAUGGCUUCUUUCCCUUCAUUAUCCUUGACGCUAUCAAUGAUAGAGUGCGACAUUUUGAACAGUUUUGGAGUGCUGCAAAAACCAAGGGGUUUGAGGUGUACUUAGCUGAAAUGAGUGCAGAUAACCAGACGUGUUCCAAGAGGAAUAUUCAUGGACGCAAGCUAAAGGAUAUCAGCAGGAUGUCUGAGCACUGGGAGGCAGCACCACGUCACAUGAUGCGCCUGGACAUUCGUUCUCUAUUGCAGGAUGCUGCUAUCGAAGAGGUGGAGAUGGAGGAUUUUGAUGCAAAUAUUGAAGACCAGAAAGAAGAAGUCAAGAAGGACACAGCAGAGGAGGAAGAAAGUGAACUGGGUUACAUUCCGAAAAGCAAAUGGGAGAUGGACACUUCUGAGGCAAAGCUAGACAAGCUGGAUGGUUUGCGGACUGGCACUAAAAGGAAACGUGACUGGGAAGCAAUUGCCAGCAGAAUGGAAGAUUAUUUGCAACUUCCAGAUGACUAUGAUACACGUGCUUCUGAACCUGGAAAGAAAAGGGUGCGGUGGGCAGAUCUAGAAGAAAAAAAAGAUGCCGACAGGAAAAGGGCCAUCGGUUUUGUUGUUGGACAAACAGACUGGGAGAAGAUAACAGAUGAAAGUGGUCACCUUGCUGAGAGAGCCCUCAACCGCACCAAGUAUAUAUGAAAAAGUGGUUAAGUGGAUUUUUGUGCCUUGAAGGCCAUUUGCUCUGAGGAGAAGUGAACCAGGGUGUCAUGAGCAUCUUGCAUGGGUCGUGUCACUCCCACCUUCACAGUUUUUCCUUGUUACUUUAGUUUCAGCAAUUUUCUUGAGAUACUGGCAGAGAACCAGUGCCCUCAAAAACUCAUUGAAUCCCACUGCUCCUAAGUGAGAGAGACAGUUUACUUUUUAAUAUUUUUUGAGGGGUGGGGGGGAAGGGUCAGUAGUUUUAGCUACUCUUUGUGGGAUAAAGUGGAAGGGUUAGACAGAUGUUACCUCCACUGUACCAUCACAGAAUGUUUAUCACCUUUGCUCUGUGGCUGUUCUCGUUUUAUACUGUAUGUACCUUGUAGCUUAUUGUAUUAGGAAGCAGAACAAUAAAUUUCACUAUAAACUCGGUGUUCUUGGUGGACCAUAUAGUAUGGUUUUUGUUUGACAUUUUAAAUGUGGUCUUUGUUGACGUGUUGGUAGUGCUCAGAACCAUCCUUACCUGGAAGAGGUACUGUACUCAUAUUCUGGAAUGUGUUCUGUCUUCUAGAUUUUCCAUCUGCUUUUCUUCUCAUAGACAGUUCCAUUAAGACCUCAGGUCUUGCUGGCCUUUAGAAGUUCAUGUUCCUGGAGAGCAGGAAUUAUUAUUUUUUGGAUCCUAGUUUCUCAGUUAUGUCAAAUUUUCAUUACUACGUGAGUAUAAAUGCUGUUGGGUGGCUCUGUAAUACUCAAGGUAGCAACAUAUGAAAAACUUUUCAUUAAUGCUCAAUGUGAAAACAGGUACUACAGAGUUCUCUGAAGGGGCAGCCUAGAAAAUUCAUUUUGGUGUUAGGUCUUUUAGUCAACGCUGAUCCCUUUCAGUGUAUUUCAUUCCAUUCAUAAGUUUACUGUCUCAUAGAGAAACAUCAUUAAAGGAAGCAGCAAAGACCAGAAGUUAUACCCUUCUAUUCCUUUAAUAAAUGUGUUAAACUUGCUAAAAAAAGGAUAAAGGAAUAGCAGUCCACACUAUUAAAAGUGGUACAGAUUCUUCAUAGAUGCUGGUAUAUCACUUCUGCAGAGCAUCAGGUUUGCUGAUGAAAACUUUCUUUUGUCCUCCCAGGUUUCAAAGCAAAUGCCUUGCAUUAACAAUGUUGUAACCAGACAAGAUGUGUAAAUGUGAAGAUAAUUGGUGUUUUUAUGGUGAAUUGAAUUUUUUCUCCUGAUCUUUCUGAGGGAAGGAAAUGAAGUCCUGAAUUUCCUUCUCUGCUAUUAUUUGUUGCUCUGCUGAGUGAUUACAUUGUGAUUUGCAUCUAGGUUGGUAAAUCAACUAGUUCUGGUGUGGUGGUAGUUCAUUCUGUUAAAGGAGAGCAUGGUUCUAACAGAUGGUUUUGUUUGCCAUUCUAAUGUUUUGGUUUACUGGAUGCUUCUCAGCUUUGUCUGUGGUACAUGUCUAAAAACUCUUUAUUAAAGGAGAAGAAUAGCUGAACUUGUGCUAUGCCCUGAAUAUGUUUAUUAGAAGAAAAUUGAGCUCCAUGAAUGCAGCAUUUUUAAAUGGAAGGUAUUAAAUACACAUUUUCUCUGUACAUGUACUAUUA